This is a messenger RNA of Acaulospora colombiana, 1263 nucleotides long. The record is from the annotation of a GenBank genome assembly. Lineage: Eukaryota; Fungi; Glomeromycota; Glomeromycetes; Diversisporales; Acaulosporaceae.
AUGAGCGAGCCGGAUCGAAUUGUCGGGGAGUUGCUUCAGCCUGGUGGCGUUGCGGCCUUGGGAGAACUCGGAUUGAUAAAUUGCCUCGAAAACAUUGAUUCCAUCCCCUGUCAUGGUUAUGGAGUAUUUUACAACGAUGAGGUUGUGCACAUACCUUAUCCGAAGACCGAAGGGGGCACCCCCCACCGAGGCCGAUCCUUUCAUCACGGCAGAUUUAUCAUGAACCUUCGAAGAGCCGUUUCCAAGGUGCCAAGACGUUGUUGGCCUGACAAUCCUUCGUCAACCGUCCAUCCAAGCGUUACGAUUUAUGAAGCCACGGCAAAUGAAAUAAUUCGGUGUCCGAUAACUGAACACGUGCUGGGUGUGAUCUGCUCGCCCAAGGACAAUAGAGAAACUUUCAGACGCUUUUUCGCGCCGUUGACAAUCGUCGUUGAUGGAUGCUUUUCAAAAUUCCGUAAAGAUUUUAUCCCAAGAGAAGUUCAAGUGAAAUCAAACUUUGUCGGGUUUGUAAUGAAAGAUUGCGUGCUACCGUACAAGCAUCAUGGUCAUGUUGUAUUGGGAAAAACUGCGCCGAUAUUGAUGUAUCAAAUUGGAAGUAAUGAGACGCGCGUUCUGAUUGACAUUCCUGGUAAAUUACCAAGCAAUGGAACAGGUGCUUUGAAGAAAUACAUCGAAAUGGAGAUUUUGCCCGCGAUUCCGAAAUCCGUGCAGCAAUCAUUUUACGAAGCAAUACAACGUGAACGUCUCAGAUCGAUGCCAAAUAGUUUCUUGCCUCCAUCUACGAAUACCACCGAGGGAUUAAUUAUGUUGGGCGAUGCAAUGAACAUGAGGCAUCCUUUGACCGGAGGCAGUGACACCAAAUUAAUACUGAUGAAAAUGCAUACUUUUCAUUGGAAAAGGAAAUUUAACAGCAGCACCGUAGUCAACGUUCUAGCCCAAGCUUUAUACGCAUUAUUUGCUGCUAAUGUGAGUGACACCGAUUAUUUAGAUCAAAAUUUGUGCGUCCUGCGUGAAGCAUGUUUCGAAUAUUUUAAGCUUGGCGGCAUUUGCAUUGAUCAUCCUUGUGGGAUGCUUGCCGGAGUAUUUACAAAUCCGUUUCUGUUAAUAACCCAUUUCUUCGCCGUUGCUGCCUUGGGAAUAUGGAGACUAUUUGUUAAUGGAAAAAUGGUGCAAAUUCCCGAGAAUAUCGUGAAGAGUUUUAUGGUAUUUUACACAGCAUGCGUGGUGAUUCUCCCUUAUUUGUGGUGGGAAACAAAAUCUUGA